AUGAGUGAAAAGGAACCUGAUCAAAAGAGUGAAAAAGGUCUCGAAGAAGAAGAAGAAGAAGACGAUGAUGAAUAUAAACCAGAUGAUGUAAAAACAGAUGAAGGCAGUGAGAAUGAAUCGGAGAAUGAUGAUGAAUCUCAACCAGAAUCAGACAAAAAUAAUGAUCAUAAACUCUCGUCAACACGAAGUACCCGUCGAAAUAUUAUUAAUCACAAUAAACAAUUUGAUAGUGAUCAAAUUUCAACUAUAUAUGAUGAAUCGAAAGCUGAUUUAUUAUGGAAAAAUUUUAAAUCAUCAUCGUCAGUAACUACUGUAAUAACAAAUACCCCACCCAAAACUACAUCUGCCACUGCAGUUCCAACAGAAACAACAAAAAUCUACGAAUUUGCUGGUGAAACCGUUGUGCUUCCGUCGAUUCAACCAUCAAUGUCGACAACCAUUUCUUCUACUCCAAUUACUACUAAUUCUUCUAAACCAUUACCAACGACACUAAAACGUCCGAGUGGUGGAAGUAUUGGUGCAAAUGCUUUACUUGAUCAUUUGGGUAUAAAUAAAAAACAAAAGUUAUCAACAUUAGAAAAAACGCGUCUUGAUUGGAAUCAACAUAAGUCAAAUGAAUCAUUGACAGAUGAAUUAAAUUUACAUCGACGUGGAAAAAAUUCAUAUGUUGAAAAAGUGGCAUUUUUACAACGUGCUGAUACACUUGAAUAUGAACAUCAACGAUUAAAUUUUAAAAAGAAAUGA
This is a messenger RNA of Didymodactylos carnosus, 744 nucleotides long. Lineage: Eukaryota; Metazoa; Rotifera; Eurotatoria; Philodinida; Philodinidae. The record is from the annotation of a GenBank genome assembly.